Molecule: messenger RNA, 1548 nt
Organism: Parastagonospora nodorum SN15
Lineage: Eukaryota; Fungi; Ascomycota; Dothideomycetes; Pleosporales; Phaeosphaeriaceae
Exons: 3
Coding region: 1-1548 (515 amino acids)
Source: RefSeq, a predicted model, not a curated record
AUGAGGGAAGAUCCCAAGGACAAGCAGUACUGCUACUGGCCAGGUCAUUAUGGAUGCCUCAACGGAGACCUCUACGUGUGCGAUGCCCACAACAUGUGGGUGCUAUCUGCGAAGUGCGGAAAAUCAAGCAAAGGCGAGGACUGCUGCAAAAUCGGCCCAGAAAUCGGCGUUGCUCGCUGUGUCUGUCCCGCAGCCGAGUCCUCAAAUCUCCUCGAAGACCGCAGCAUGGCCGACAUCGAAGCUUCAGCCAUCGGGACCGUCGCUGCCGACCUACCCUGCGGAGUGGUUGGCCUUCACUGGUGCGAUGAAAUAGCUUUCAGGGGUUUGUAUGUCUGCGGGCAGAAUUUCCAGUGGCAAUUGGUUGCUGAUUGUGGGACGACGAGCACUGGGUUUGGCUGCUGUAGGGCGGUGUUGCCUGGUAGCGCUUGGUGCGACUGUCGAGGCCUUCCUGGAGGUCCGCCUAUGUUUCUACUCGCUGGUGUCAGUGCAGCUGCAGCUGCUGUUGCUGUUGAUGCUGGUACGACCGAGACAACUGUUCCGACCACGAAAGAUAUUGCCUCUCGGGAAGCCCCGUCUUCCGUUGCUCCCGACUCAGUCACCCCCGAAUCAAGCAACGAAAAGUGUACGCCUGGUCAAUUCUGGUGUGAAACGCCCGGCUGGGACUGGGUCAUUGUUUGCAACUUGAAUGGUGACUGGGAAAGGUCAAACUUCUGUGGAAAAACAAGCGAAACCUAUGGCUGCUGUAGGAGCUCCUCCAUCCCUAGUCAUUAUGCAGUAUGCGACUGCACAACUCUACCCGGCGUUCCACCAGCUCUACUUCACGACCGCGCUGUCGAUGUAAUCGGACAGGUAUCUGAAGACAUCCAGGAUGGUGAACCUGGCGGCAAAUGUUCGCCAGGAACCUUCUCAUGCCGCCAACCUUUCGUCGACGGAGACCUCCUAGUCUGCGGAGUCAAUGGCGUUUGGCAAAUCUCAAGCCAUUGCUGCGGACCAUAUACCUGCUACGACCCUCCAGGUGACGAGCAACCCCACUGCGAGUGCGUUCCGAAAGCCCUGGAUUCCAACCUGGUCCGGGAUAUCGCGGGCAACGACGAUGUAGCUGUCGAAGCUCCUCGCUCGGUCUCUUCUGAACGCUCAGCAGACCCAGUAGCACACGGUUGCUCACCAGGCACAUUCGAGUGUAGAAAAAAGGGCACUGAGAUCUUCCUCUGCAAUACUAAGGGUUUCUGGGAGCUGAGUCAGGUGUGCAAAGGAGCUUCAAAAUGCAAUGUUCGAAGUAACGGCGAGGCGUACUGCGGCCCGGGACGACUUGACCACAAGGUUUCACCCGGAUCCGCGAUCUCUUUUGCACGCUCUGCAGACAUCCAACAAGCAUGCCAGCCAGGAGAACUCAAUUGUAGUAUUAUGCCGGCUACUAAUCAGGGUGUGAUCAUGGUCUGCAAUGCUUCGGGACAGUGGCAGCUAAGGAUCUUCCACACUGCUCACUGUAGCCAUAGAAACGGCUUCCUCAGCGGCGAGGGCGUAGGAUACGGUGAAAAGACGGCUUGA